Messenger RNA from Erigeron canadensis, 2255 nucleotides. RefSeq names its product serine/threonine-protein kinase PBL35-like. Gene Ontology annotation, molecular function: protein kinase activity; ATP binding. Gene Ontology annotation, biological process: protein phosphorylation. Lineage: Eukaryota; Viridiplantae; Streptophyta; Magnoliopsida; Asterales; Asteraceae. The record is from RefSeq and is a predicted model, not a curated record. Bases 59 to 2083 code for a protein of 674 amino acids. The transcript is spliced from 7 exons.
GGAAAUUAUAGCCCCGGUUCCAUCAAUAGGUCCAACGAAUUUGGUUGACGAAGUUUUGAUGGGAAUACACUUAACCAUAGCUACGGAGAACUUUGACGAAUCAUUAGUAAUUGGCCAGGGAGGUUUUGGAAAAGUUUACAUAGGUAACCUUAUGGAUGGACCAAGAUCUGUUGUUGCAGCCAUCAAACGAUUAGAUACCAUGUCCCGUCAAGGAGCAGCCGAAUUUUGGGCAGAAGUUGAGAUACUUUCAAAGUUGCGUCAUUGUAAUCUUGUGUCUUUGAUUGGUUAUUGUAAUCAUGGACAAGAAUUAAUCCUAGUAUAUGAAUAUAUGCCCAAUGGAACACUCGAAGAUCAUCUCCAUAAAAUUUGCACCCCUCUUUCUUGGACUCAACGACUCAGAAUUUGCAUAGGAGCCAGUUGUGGGCUACACUACCUUCACACUGGUACGGGGAUUGAAUCGGGUGUCAUACAUCGAGAUGUCAAGAGCUCGAAUAUUUUGUUGCUUGAAAGUUGGACAGCCAAAAUUUCCGACUUCGGGUUGUCCAAGACAGGUCCAACUAAUCAGCCAAUAACUUAUGUCAAUACACUUGUUAAAGGAACUUUUGGGUAUCUGGAUCCUGAUUAUUAUGCAACUGGAAAGCUAACAAGAAAAUCCGACGUAUAUGCUUUUGGUGUGGUAAUGUUAGAAUUACUGUGUCGGAAGCGUGCAGUUGACAAGAGUCUCGAUGAGGAGCAAUGGAAUUUAGCAAAAUGGGGACAAGAAUCCAUCAAAGAAGGAAAUUUAAAGCAUAUAGUAGAUUAUGAUAUAAGGGCUGAAAUAUCACCAAAAUGUUUGAAGAAGUUUGUUCGAAUUGUGUUGAGAUGUUUGCAUAGCAAUCCUAAGCAGCGCUUGACUAUGGCUCAGGUUUUAGCUAGGCUUGAGAAUGUACUAAUCUUACAAGAGAAAUACGAUAAUUCACUGCGACCCGCAGACAGCACACUACUUGGUAGAAUGGUCCAUAUGCUUCCCUUUUUUUCUGAUGGAGAGAACUCAGCUCAGGGUCGUUCAAAGAUAUCAAGUGAUAACAAAGGAAACAGUGAAAGGGCCAGCAAUAUUAUACAGAAAUUUGAUAUUGAUGUCUUGAGAAAAUCUACUAAUGAUUUUAGUCAAUAUAGAAUCAUUGGCGAAGGAGAUUUUGGGACAUCAUACUUAGGUUGGGUUACUGAGAACACAUUCACCCCUUCAGAACAUGAGGAUGGAGUUAUUGUUGCUGUGAAAAUGCUCCAUUUCUUUCAAGAACAUGCAGAUUGGCAGGAAAUGGUAAACUUCUUAGGACAGCUGGCUCAUCCAAAUAUUGUAACUCUCUUGGGAUACUGCAGCGAUGAAUUCCAACAAUGUCUUGUCUUUGAGUACAUGCACAACGAAAGUUUUGAUCGCUUUAUUUUUACGGACAUACCCAAUCAUAUCGCCGAACCACUUUCCUGGAGAACACGACUCAUGAUAAUGAUAGGAGUUGCCAGUGGACUGGUGUAUUUGCGUUCGAUAAACAAAAAAUUUGUCCUACCUUAUUUAACAAGUGCUAAUAUUCUCCUGGAUGAAAACUUCAAUGCAAAACUGGGGGACUGCAGCUUUUCCGUAACUAAAUAUUUAGCUUUAUUAGACAGGGAUGGAAAAACACGUAAUAUUAGUUUACAGAGUAUCAGAAAAAUUGAUUACGGCACAUACAGUUAUAUCGACCCAACAUAUUUGAGGACUGGUUACUUGAGUGAGAAGAGUGAUAUCUACAAUUUCGGGGUGGUGUUGCUGGAAACUCUAACAGGCCUACGAGUAACUGAUAGAAAGCGUCCCAUUGGGGAGCAAAAUUUAGUUGACUGGGCACGCCCAAUUCUUGGGAAAAGAGAAGAGCUAAAGAAAAUAAUGGAUCCACGCCUUGAACAGAAUUACCCUAUAGAAGGUGCUUUUGAUUGGGCUUCACUCGCAUUGAGAUGUGCUGCAAGCUAUCCUAAAGAUAGGCCUUCGAGUGAAGAAGUUUUAAAGAGUUUGGAACAAAUAUUAAGUAAUUCGAUGACAGCGAGCGAGGACUAUCCUAUAAUCAGUCCGUAAUCAAUAGAAACUGUAAGAAUACAGAUGGGUUGAUGUGGAAAAUGAGCGGGUCAGGUUGACUGGGCCAUCGGCCAAGUGAGUCCAUUUUUGUAUUAGUUGAAAUGGGUUUUGGAAUGGUUGAACCAAAGAACUUAAAUCAAUCUAUAUAUCCUGCAAAUUUAAGAUAUAAAUA